Molecule: messenger RNA, 879 nt
Organism: Carica papaya (papaya)
Lineage: Eukaryota; Viridiplantae; Streptophyta; Magnoliopsida; Brassicales; Caricaceae
Product: CTTNBP 2 amino-terminal-like protein
Source: RefSeq, a predicted model, not a curated record
CAGAGCUUGCUUGGAAGAACCAAACUUUGAUUCUAGUGUGAAUCUAAAGCUUUGGGUUUAAGACUGUCUCCAUAACUUUAUCCUUCUUUCUUUGUUUCAAGAACUGAACUGCCAUGAUCAAGACCCACGUAAUGAACUAGGACCAGGGUACCCUAAAAACAUGGGACAAGAAGGUAGCAGCAGUUGGCCACCGGUUGGAUCUCCAUUGAACUUGCAGAGAGAAGAACACUGGCGACAUUUUGACAACUCAGUCAAUGCGGUGUCGUUUGGGUUUGUUGCCACUGCCAUUCUUAUCUCCAUGUUCUUGGUCAUGGCUAUCGUUGAGAGAUUCCUUAGACCCACUUCUCCACCUGAUUCCAGAGCCCAUGCUGGUGACCUUGAAUCUCAGACGGGCAAGCUUGGUCUUCAGUCACCCAAAAUGACAUUUUAUUCCAACGGAGUUUCUGUAUUAAUGCCCGGAGAAGAUAUUCCUACGUUCAUCGCUAAGCCAGCCCCGGUGUCUUGUCCUCCGGGAUGCAUUUUCUGUCCUCACCAUCAUCAUGUUUCCUUUCCGAAUACAAAUAAUUCCAAUUCAACCUCAAUGCAGGAAAGCUGAAAACAGCCAUUGCUUCCGCGCAAGGAUUCAACACCGAGCUACAAUCAUUUGAGAGAAUACAACGGGGUUUUUCUUUUCUUCUUUUUUUUUUUUUUUUCUGGGUCAUCUUCUUGGCUGGAUAUAUCAAUAUAAUCAGAGUAGUGUAUAUAGUUGCCAUUACUUUUUCAGAUGGGGAAGGUAGCAUUGGGAUAUAUAGAAGUUGGCUGGCUUGGUAUUCCCAUCUGUUUUAUGUUUUCAGAAUCAAAACGAAAUUUUAUGGUUAUAUUUCUCUUAAGUUACCAAAA